Molecule: messenger RNA, 2834 nt
Organism: Hyla sarda
Lineage: Eukaryota; Metazoa; Chordata; Amphibia; Anura; Hylidae
Gene: RGL2
Product: ral guanine nucleotide dissociation stimulator like 2
Exons: 17
Coding region: 444-2513 (689 amino acids)
Biological process (GO): positive regulation of GTPase activity; Ras protein signal transduction
Cellular component (GO): plasma membrane
Molecular function (GO): guanyl-nucleotide exchange factor activity
Source: RefSeq, a predicted model, not a curated record
UAGGAACACGUGUCUUUUUCCGGAAGUUUGAACCCGAGACACCUGGGAUACAGAUAUUAUUCUUGCUGCCGUUCUUCAGCCGGGAUUAACCCCUUGCACUCCUUUCGACUUCUUACCUGGACCUCCUUAUCGUCUUGGCUUUAACCCCUUGUCCAGGUGUCCUCUCCUGCGCCUCCAGCCUCCUCCAGUUGCCUCCAGCCUCCUCCAGUUGCCUCCAGCCUCCUCCCAACACUUUUCCUUAUCUCUCAUCUAUAUCCGGCCUUCCUAAUCUUAGCGCGGCUUGUCCACCCCCUCCCUUCACAGCUGGUUUGCUUUCUAUGAAUGUGGCCCUGAAGUGCCUGUCACGGGGUGGUCCCUGUGUCACCUCCAAAACGACGUGGUACUUUCCGCCUGGCAAGGUGAGGCGCGCCACAUCUGCACGGUGGUGCGAGGCUUUGGGAUGAAUGAUGAGAUGGCUGCAGGUCCUGCAGUACGAAGGGGACGAGGAGCGGGACGGUCUUAUAUACAGUAUAUAUUUACGCAACGCAAACUCCCAGCAGCCUCCUGUUAGAGUGUUAGCUCUGCGCGCCGGCACACUGUCCAGGCUUAUCCUCCAUCUUCUCGAAGCCCGUCUUCUGGGGGACACCACCUACAUCCCGGCCUUCCUCGCCACCUAUCGCACCUUCACCAACACUCCUGAAGUGCUGAGGACGCUGCUGGACAGGUUGCAGGAGGAUAACUACACACAGACAGCUGGAAAGUCUUAUGGAGGAAAGGAUGAUGAGAUCAGCAGUCUCUUCUGCGCCUGGAUGUCUCAGUAUCCUGAGGACUUCAUAUCACUGGACUCUGCUAUGAGGGAACAGCUGUCUCGCUGCUUCUUAAAACUUAAGAAAUCAAAUCUGGUAGCAAAACUACAGGAGGUCAUUGCCGGGGAGAAGCCUGAGAUACCGACUGGGUGGGAGAAGAUUGAGGAUACCCACUCGGUAGGAGAGGAGGACGAGCACUACGACCCUUUAGAUAUCCUGACAUUCCAAGCCGUAUACGUGGCGGAGCAACUGACCUGCCUGGAGGCUUCUCUCUUCCUAAGAGUCGUCCCAUAUGAGUGCCUGGGGUCUGUAUGGUCUCGAAGAGACAGGGGAGGCGAGCACUGUGACCGAUGUCACUCUGUCAGGGAGACCGUCCGCCAUUUUAACCGCCUGUCGGGGGCCGUGACAUCAUCCUGUGUCCAAGACCCACAACUGAAGCCGCAACAAAGGGCUCGGGUUAUUGAGAAGUGGGUGAAGGUGGCCGAGGAAUGUUGGAACCUCAGGAACUUCUCCUCGGUUUACGCCAUUCUCUCGGCUUUACAAAGUACAUCCGUGCACCGGCUGAAGAGAGUAUGGGCAGAGACAUCCAGGGAAGCCCAGCGCAGUUACCAAGAAAUGAGCGAGGUGUUUUCUGAGAAGGACAACUACGCCCGGAUGAGGGACCUGCUCUUCCAGUCUCAGGAUGCAACUGAUGUUACCCUCAAAAAACACAACCCCCGCCCCAGAGACCCCAGAGCCACGGGGGUCAUCCCGUACCUCGGAGUCUUCCUCACUGACCUGGUCAUGCUGGACUCUGCCAUCCGGGAUCAGCUGGAGAACGGUUACCUGAACUUUGAGAAGCGCAGAAAGGAGUUUGAGUCACUCUCUCAGAUCCGUAUUCUGCAAACUGUGUGCCUGGGAUAUCGAUUCAGGUCGGAUCGGCACUUCGUUGGCUGGUUCCAGCGAUUGCGUCUGAUCAGCGAGGAUGAGGGUUACCGAUUGUCAUGCGAGAUCGAGUCGACCCAAGAUACAAGUGUGACCACACCAGUGAAGCCUACAGUGAUCAUCACACACUGCACAGACCUUUUGGCCUCCAUUGCUGCACCUUUUGGACCCGGCAUGCACCUGGUGUCUUGGGAUUCACCCUGCGAGCGACUGAUGGCGCCAGGCCUGGCUACGCACCAGAAGAGCCCUUCAGUCGGAGAGCUGGAUAUGCAAGGCUCCCCCAAACCAGCGCACAAAGGUUUCCUGACCUCGGCUUGCAAGGUGCGGACACACAGACGUUCUGCAUCCUGCGGCAGUCCUCUGAAUGUAACCAUGCAGCCCAGCACGUCUUCUGAGAGCCUCGGUGAGCCUGGGAAAUUCCCUGACCCUGCCGCAGAUUUCCGUAUCAUUCGUGCUCGUGUGGAGCCAGCAGAGGAGAACAGUGUGUACAAGAGCGUGCGGAUCAAUAGUCAGGAGAAAACUCCCACAGUGAUCGACAGGAUCAUCCGGAAACAUCACAUGAGUCUGCAGGGGCGGCAGGAGCUUGUCCAGCUGUUACCUGGAAAUAAAGAGCUGGUGAUCCCCGGAACGGCCAACGUCUUCUACGCCAUGAGCUCGGCCAGCUUGGACUUCCUGGUGCGUCCGCAGCAUCAACCCAAUCCGAGCCCUCAACCUGAAUCCCGCCACCAUCUGAAGGCGCAAAUCCACGCCACCUACCCCAAAAUCAAGGCCAAAGCUGGAGACUUUGCAAAAUCCCUCUUUUAAAGUAUCUACCAGUAGGACUGACGCUACAUAAGACUUUGUAUCAUCCCGGGGAGGGGCUCAGUAUUCAUAGCUUCUGACUACCUGGACGCGACACUUCCCUCGCUGGGUGAUGACUGUGGGGGAUCGGCGAUUGCACAUUCUUAGUUCCGGCGUUACGCCAUCGAUGCCACCGUCUGUCUGACGCUGCAGGAACUGAAGCAAUCCAGGAGUUAUGUGGUGUCUGUGCCCCACAGCAUCACUCCGGGGAUGACUCCGCACGUAAAGGGGCUGCUUAGGCCUCCAUACACUAUCCUGAAACACUAUGUAUUGUAUUGUAUUUCU